AGCCGUACUCAGCCCAAGUCGCCAGAGGGAAUCUCCAAGGCUUCCAAGAAGGAGAGGGGAUGUGGCCGACUGGUCACUGGUGCCGACUCGUGGCCAACGCUGACUGGCCGAUGUGAUGAGCUGAAUGGCAGGUGAUUGAAUCCCAAAUGCGAGGCCUUUACGGAAGAAAUCAUUUGGGUGAUACACACCUGCAUGCAUGGAAACACCUUCGGGACGUAUGGACUGCAACUGUGCUCUUGGUCCUUCACACUUGUCGCGACUGCAGGUGCAGAGACGCAAAAGCAGGCGCAGAGGUACGCUCCUUGCUGCUGCAGCGGUCUUCAUGGCUGUAGUGUCCUCCCCCCGUGCAGCCUCUGCGGCCGAUGUGAACAUCUACAUGGGACAGGGCUGCUUCUGGCAUGUCCAGCAUGAGGUCGUGAAGCAGGAGGCCGCGGACCUCUCACGUCAGCCGGAACAGGUCUCGGCGCUGUCAGGCUAUGCCGGUGGAAAGGAGGUGGGCGGUAACGGAGAAGUUUGCUACCACAACAUGGCCAUGGCUCCUGACUAUGGGCGAAUGGGCCACACUGAGGUGGUGAACGUGAACGUGCCCGAGGAGAAGGUCGGCGACUUCGCCAAGACCUACUUUGACGCAGCAGUGAAGUACCCCUUCGGCCGUGCCGAUCCACAGGACAGAGGGACUGAGUAUCGAUCUGCCAUUGGUAUUCCAGGUGGCAUCGAUGGGCCUUACUUCAAGGCGCUGGAGGCUGCGAAUGGAGGCCGCAUGGAGCUCCUCCGUGGACAGGGCAAUGACGCCGACACCGUGGGAAGCAAGAAAGUCUGGGUCUAUGAUUCCAACGAGUUUCCCUUUCACCAGGCUGAGAUCUACCACCAAUUCCAUGAUGACAUGCUCGAGAAGUACUCCCAGAAGUACCACAGCUUGAAGAAGUUGCUGGUGAGUCAAGGGACAAUUCAGAAGGUUGCUUGCCCUGAGAUGGGCUUCUGAACUGGUCAUCUUUUCAGCUAAAUGGGGCGAGCAAUGUACAGGGCUGAGACGACCAAAUUUUCAGCUUUUCGGCUGGCAAGUGCCAUUGCCC
Molecule: messenger RNA, 1073 nt
Organism: Durusdinium trenchii
Lineage: Eukaryota; Dinophyceae; Suessiales; Symbiodiniaceae
Source: the annotation of a GenBank genome assembly